Pleuronectes platessa (European plaice) is the source of this 8280-nucleotide messenger RNA. It is a transcript of the gene hivep3b, whose product is annotated as transcription factor HIVEP3. The record is from RefSeq and is a predicted model, not a curated record. Lineage: Eukaryota; Metazoa; Chordata; Actinopteri; Pleuronectiformes; Pleuronectidae. Bases 586 to 6669 code for a protein of 2027 amino acids. The transcript has 9 exons. Gene Ontology annotation, biological process: regulation of transcription by RNA polymerase II. Gene Ontology annotation, molecular function: DNA-binding transcription factor activity, RNA polymerase II-specific; RNA polymerase II cis-regulatory region sequence-specific DNA binding. Gene Ontology annotation, cellular component: nucleus.
GAUCAGCUGAAUGUGGCAUCGCGGUCCGGUCUGACACAGCAGCGGGAAGCUCCCCGGGCCCCUCCGGCUCUCCUCCUCCCCGCCUCCAACACCUCCUCUCCGGCAGGAGCGCGGGCACCGAGGAGAGCGGCUCCAUCCAGCAGCAGAUCACCAGCACCAUCCAGGAAAUGCGGACUUCUUCUGGCCCUCUCGCUUCGGGAUAAAUGGCUGCAGCGGCCGCGGCGUAUCAGGCUGACCCCGUCAGAAGCUGAACGACUGACACACUCGUCAUCCAACAAAGAAGAUGCAGAGAAGACCUUGCGAUUGCUGUUAGAAUGGCUGAGGCUGGAUGGAAGCAGAGCUCCUUUGUACAGAGAAAUGGUCCAAGUUUACCUGCAUCCAUGCAGCUCCAGGGCACAUUUUAAUGAUGCCUCAUUUGGUCAUCUGGAAUAACUUUUGGCCCACAUUGAGAAAGGCCCUCCGUUUUGAUUUACAACUCAGUCUGUCAAUGUUCCCCGGCCUUUGACCUUUCUGCUGCCUGGCGGUGAGCCCCAUGAGGCUCCAAGAGCCCUUCCUUGCGUGUCUGUAAGGCCUCCUGCCCACUCUAUGGAGGCUGAGCCCAGCCGUCCGGCUGAUGGGCAGCGCUCUGGAGGGCAAGAGCAGCAGCAUGUGACAGCUGAAUCCUCAGUAGGAUCUUGUCCACCUCAGCAGCCCCAGCAGCCUCCUAAUCCUCGUCCUGUGCACAGAGCCUUGGGCCGCCUGCAAAAUCGCCAACCCAAACGCACUGACCUUCGGCUACAGCAGCAGCAAGCGCUAGCAUGGCAGCUUUCAGACAACCCAGGUCCCUCAGGAGGCAGCUUCUUCUCUCCAACGUCCCCUUCAACCUCAACCCUCCAUUCUACUUCCUCCACCCGGGGUGAGCAUGGUCAUGGGGUCCCAUCUCAGUCCAGCCAAGAGGGCCAAGAAGGGGUCAGCUCUCCCAGAAAAGGGGAGAAGAAACCCCAGAAACCAGGGAAAUAUGUGUGCACUUACUGUGGCCGUCCAUGUGCCAAGCCAAGCGUUCUUCAGAAACACAUUCGCUCCCAUACAGGAGAAAGACCCUACCCUUGUGCUCCCUGUGGCUUUUCUUUCAAGACCAAGAGCAACCUGUACAAGCACCGCAAGUCCCAUGCCCAUCGCAUUAAAGCAGGAUUGGCAUCCAGUCGUGAUGAGCCCAGUUUGAGUGGACCAGAGGGCAGUGGUGCCGGAGAAGACCCAGAGGAACACACAGAAGGAGAAAGCACUGAGUCAGAGGAAGAGACAGGCCAACACAGGCUUCAGGGUAAGGUUUCCUCGAAAGUGAUGUUGGGACAGCAGAGGAAAGGUGGUAAGGAAGUGCUGGUAGGCUCAGAGGAGAGCCAGAGGCCUGAAGACUCCCAGGCUGUCAAGCAAAGGUUGGCACUGAGACUAAGUGAAAGGAAGCGUGGACCCAAGGCUUCUUCGGAUGACCCUUCCUCUUCCUCCCUCUCCACCUCAUCUUCCUCUCAAGGCCCUGGCAGUAAAGGCAGCACAGAGUCUGGCUACUUUUCCGGAUCAGGCAGCACUGACCUGUCUCAAGUUAGUCCCCCCAGUGCUAGUGCCAAAACCUAUGCAGAAAUUAUUCUGGGGAAAUAUGGACGACUGGGGGGGCAGCAGCGCAGUCCCCAUCAUCAGCAACCUCAUUCCUCACUCUCCUCAUCCUCAGGAACAGAGGAAAAGAGCAUUCCCUUCACUGUACCCAAAACCCAAGUAAUAGAACACAUUACAAAGCUCAUCACUAUCAAUGAAGCAGUAGUAGACACUAGUGAGAUUGACAGCGUGAAGCCCAGACGCUCCUCUCUGUCCAGGAAGAGCAGCAUGGAGUCACCUAAAUUUACUGCUCCUAAAGAUCCCAGCACAUUUGAUCCCAAAUCAGAAACCCCCGGACCCAGUGGUUUGAGGUAUCUCCACAAUCCUGAGGCAGAUCCACCUGGUACCCAGGAGCUGUCAUCAGUGCCUAUGAUUAGAAGCCACUCCAUGCCUUCCUCCACCAGCCAAAAGGAGCCCUCAACCUCUGGCCCCAUGUCUCCCAGGCGUUACCGUCUCUGCCAAUCAUUUGAUGAGCAGCAAGCUGUGGUAGCGGAGAUGAGGGCUGGUCAUGUUCAGCGUAUGCUCAAGCGCCAACCUGCCAUAGAGGUGCCCCUGGGAGCUGAGGUGAUGCUGGAUGGGGCCAGUCCCACCACCAGCUUAGCCAGAGGUAGGGAACUAGCCAGGCAGCCGCAGCCGCAGCCGCAGCAACAGCAACAGAAAAAGAGUCCCAGCCUGUUUGAAUGUGAAGCAUGUGGCACUCACUUCCAAUACAGGGAAGGCUAUGAGGCCCACAUAGGCGUCUGCCCAGGACACCAGACGCUGGAACAAGAGAGCAGGGAUGUGAGAAAAACAUGCAGGGAGGAUCGCCCCCCGAUGAUGAUGCACUAUAAGUUCCGGGCACUGGCUAUGGCUGUGAGAAAGAGGAGGAAAGAGGAGAGCCUGGAGGAGGACCCUCCCAGCCCUGGAUCUGUAGCUGUGUCAGGCAGCUCUGCAGGCCUCAUUCCAGUGCCAAGCGGACAGGAACACGGCCAGGCCCUCUCAGGUGUUUCUUUAGCGACAGAGCCAAAAGAACAGCAGCAGCAACAGCAGCAGCAGGACAGGAAGGGUGUGUCCGUCAUCCAACACACAAGCUCUUUUGAGAAGCAGGAGAGUAUAUCCAUGGAAAGUCAGGAACCAGACCUCAGAGAGAGUCAGCAAACACAACAACCCGAGCCAAAACCAUCACCCUCUACAUCUCGCCUUAUCCGUCAGUCAAACAUCCAAGUGCCAGAGAUACUUGUAACUGUGGAGCCUGAUGCUGACAUGCCACCUGUGUCACCGCCAGUGAUAGCAUCCUCAUCCAAGGAGACAGAGAGAAUAGAGGAGUUCCAGUGGCCCCAGCGUAGCCAGAGUCUGGCCCAGCUCCCUGCAGAGAAGCUGCCACCAAAGAAGAAGAGACUUCGUCUCGCAGAAGCAGCCCAGUCGUCUGGGGAGUCCAGCUUUGAAUCUGUGUCUCUGUCUCGCACCCCCAGUCAAGAGAGCAACAUCUCCCACACGUCAAGCCUUUCUGCUUCUUGUGAAGACACAUUGAGAUCAGAGCCUGUUGUCUGGGCUGUCAGUAGCCAAAGCUCCCAGAUGUUGAUGGUGCCAUCUCUUUCCCACCAACACCAUCAAAGCCACAAGGAGAUGAGGCGUUCUGCCUCAGAGCAGACCCCAGCCAGCCCCCAGCAAACUGAGCAGAUCUCAGACACCAGAAGCAAAUCUUUUGACUAUGGGUCUCUGUCCACUCAGCAGUCAACGUCCUCCUGGAAAGAAAGAAGAAAGUGUCUGCUGGUGAAGCACGCCACCUUAGGGGAACCUGAACAAGAGGAAGGGGCCAGCAUGAGUCAGUUGUCUCGAGUAGAGAGUUCAAAGCCUGGGCCAUCCUCCUCCGUCCUCCCUCCACUCUGUUCAACUGAGUCAAACCCCCGGUUCAAUCUGGAGGCCACAGGGAAGGCUGUGCAGCUGUUCCAGCCGCGAAUCUUCCCACCCCAUAAGGAUGUGCUGCCUCUGCAGCCUGGAAGCCAACAGGCCUUUCCCCCAGGAUCGCUAUCUCAGCUACUCCCUUGCACCACAGCCAUCUCUGAAGUGCUGUCCACCCAGAUCAUCCACAGAGCCUUCUUACAUUCACAGUCAGGACCUCCACACAUACCAAUACACCCAACACAGAUCCACAUGUCAGAACAUUUGGGUAUACCACUGCAUCAGCUUCCAUUAGGUCCUCUCCAGUUCUCUUCCAGUACCAGACCUAGUCAGUCUAUAUACUUACCUGUUCCUCCAAGACUUACCAUACAUGUUCCAGUAGACAGCAGACCCUCUAUGUCUUCUGACCUCAUCCGUCAAUCCCUUGUAACAAUCUCCCACCGUCCCAUGCAGCCAGUCAUUGCCACAUGCCUGGCACAGCUUACACCAGUCGUGUCCCUUGUGGUUCCAGUGCGCCUCCAGACACAAAUGCCUACCUAUGCCAGUGCCAUGUAUACCACCCUAUCCCAGAUCCUGGCCUGCACACGCUCACAGGAACCCAUCUCUUGCACAGCUAUGGUCAUCAUGGGUCAGGUUGAGCGAGAAAAGCUGCAGCGGUCCUACCUGAAGGUCCCUUCUCCAGACAUCGUUCUUCCUCUGUCCCUGCCUCCCGAGCUGGCCUCAGGGUCUGGGGAGGGAUACAGUCCUCUGGGGGCUGGAGGAAGUAAACGGAUGCUUUCUCCUGCAGCCAGUCUUGAACUCAGCACAGAGGCUCAGCGUCACCAGAAAAGGGUAAAAGAGGAAGAGGAGGGUGAGCAUAAGGCAGGAGAUGAGGAGGAGGAAGAUGAAGAACAGAAAGUAAGAGAGGAGGAAGAAAGUAAAGCUACUGGGAGAAAACUGGAUGAGGGAGAGAAGAAUCAACCGGAGAGGGUGGAGGUGACAACUGUGAAAGUGGAGAGAGAGCAGGAGAAGGUGUCCAGGAAACAUAACAGGGAGGAAGCGAAGGAGGAGGAGUCGACUGUCAAGACAGGUCAAAAAAAGGAAGAGGUGCCGGUUGUGGAGGAGGAAGUGGCGAGAGGGAGCACCCCAUCAUACCCCAGCCUCCACACCACCACCUCUGUCAACUGGUGCUACCUGAAUUAUGUCAAACCCAACCCAUCUGUCCAGAGGGAUGCCCGCACCUCAGUUUACUCUACCUGGAGCAUAAGUGCUCACAACCCCAACCUGCCGGGCAUCAGCACUAAGAUGGUCUUGUCUCUGCUGUGCUCCAAACAAAAGCACAGCGCAGAGACGUACACCAUGGCCACAGCAUCAAGUCCGGCCAAAGGCAAACUGGCCACUGCCAAUAGCAGGACCCCGCUUGUGUCAGAGCUACAUGCCACCCCAGCCAGCACCGUCACUGAAGUAAAGGAUCAGCAGCAGCAUGAGAAGGAUGAGCCUAAAGAGAUGAGAGAAGAGGAGGAACCCUCCACUUCCAAACAGAGUGAGCCCCCUCGUGUUCGCAUCUUCGAAGGCGGGUAUAAGUCCAUUGAAGACUAUGUUUACGUGCGAGGUCGCGGCAGGGGGAAGUACAUAUGUGGAGAGUGCGGCAUCCGCUGCAAGAAGCCCAGUAUGCUUAAAAAGCACAUCCGAACGCACACCGAUGUCCGUCCGUACACUUGCAAACACUGCAACUUUGCCUUCAAAACCAAAGGAAACCUUACCAAACACAUGAAGUCAAAGGCUCAUGGGAAAAAAUGCCAGGCGAUGGGGGUAUCUGAGUCAUCACUGGACGAGCCAGAGAGCGAGGAAACAGCUGGAAGUGAGGAACGUGUUUGUGGCUCAGAGGAUAAGGAGACACAUCAGUUUUCCGACGUGGAGGACUCUGACUCUGACGACGACGACGACAAUGACGAUGAGGAAGAGGAGUCCGUGUCCCAUGAUGACCAACCGUCCUCCUGUUCCUCGGACACACACCAAUCAACAGGAGGGCGCUCCAGCAGCAGUAGGCCCUCUCAACAGGGUACCCCCGACCCCGAGGCCCCCGCAGGCCCCAGCCCCAGCCCCAGCCCCAGUCAGGAGCACUCGCCGAGGGGAGUGUGGCUCCGCAGACGAGCCGCCUCACCCGGGAGCAGGAGAGCUCUGUUCUCCCGGCGGGGCUGGAAGGCAUCACCGAGAGCCUUCUCCCCCAGGAGUGAGAGCUGCUCCCCCAGCCGCAGCCUCUCCCCCCGUCUGGAGCUGUCCUCACCCAUCCACAGCCUCUCCCCCAGGACUGAGCUGUCCUCACCCAGCCGACAUGUCUCACCUUCACCUGAAAGGGGACCAUCUCCCAUCAGACCCCUCUCUCCGCUUCGUCCCAUUUCGACCAGCUGCUACAGGUCACGAGCCCGGACCCCUCCUUGGCCGCUCUGGUUACAGCACAGGACUCCUGGAUACCUGCCGUGGGAGAGUCCCAGCACACAGGGUAGUCAGGUCCAACUGGAUAAAAGAGUUACAGCAGUUGGUGGAGCGACACCAUCACCUGAAACCAGCUUAUUUCCUGCUGCUUUUCGUCUUUCUACAUGUGAAAGUUAUCCCGCCCUCCAAGCAGCAGACAACAUCUUCAGCCAUCUUCCCAUGCACUCCCAACAAGCCAAGGUCCCCUAUCUGAUGAUCUCCAUCGGAGGAAUCCAAAUGGUACAGGCCAGACCCAGGUCCCACCCGACCACCCCCUCAUCCCCAACAUCUCCCCCCAUGGAGGGGAUGUCACUGGCCAGGUUCGAAUCACACUGGGGCGGGAACCCCAGAACUCAAGGGCUUAGGACUCCUGGAGACCACUGGUCAGAGCACCAGGCAGCAGGAACCAGCCAGUCCGGGCGGUGCGGUCUCAGCUCAGCUCCGGCACGUUCCAAACCGGAGUUGGAGACCACAGACUCAAAGCAAUAUGGCAGCUCACACAGCUCCGCCCACACUCGCCGGUCUGCCACUGAGACCAAGGAACCCGGUCUCAGAGACAGUCGUUUGAUGACACCCUUCAGUCCAGCAGCCGCCGUAGCCUCGCGUCUCAUUAGACAGCAGCCAGAGGGGGAGGAGCCACCAUCCAGUAGUGAUCCAGUUGAGGGAGGAGCUAAAGGAGGCUCUGCCAGAACAGACCAGAGCACUUAACAGUGUCGACAUCUUGAUGCAUCAUGCAUCCCAUUUUGCUUUAUUGGUUGCUACACUAGUCUUGUUUUUUUAUUGCUUUGUUUUUAUACAGUUUUCAAUACUAUUGUUAACUUAAAUGUUUGUUCCUUGGCAACAUUCAGGUUUGUUAUAAACAACUGCACUUUUUUCUUUGUGAAAAUGUUUCUGUAAAUCUAUAUAUAAAUUAUAUAUAUAUAUAAAUAUAUAUGUAUAUAUGGUCAAAAGUUUUAUAACACCUGCAUUUUUCCAGUUGUUACUGAAAUUUACAGUGUGAUGUCUCAGUGUCUCUGAAAUUAAAGCACAGAACAAUUAAAAUAAAGAUUAAAAAGGAUUAAUGGAAUCACAAAUCUUAAAUUGAAUCCACAUUUUCUGACUCUUUCAGCAACUGAACUGACUCGUGAUAUUUUUCUUACAGUGAUAAUGAAAUAUUGUUCAUCUCGACAUCUGUGUCUUUGCUUUCCACUUCAGUUCAGUUCAUCAUAAACCAUCAUUCUUUUCUGAUAUUCCAGCUCAUUAUGUCGCUGUAGGAUGAACCUCUGACCAACUCUGUCUUCCUCUGUUACCUGUUUGUUUUCCAAUCUGAUGGAAAUAUACAGUUCUUCCUCCUGCAGCACACUGUUGUUGUCGUAAUGUAUCAGACGGUGUAGCUUGUUCCAACACUGCCUUUCUAUAGACAGGGUUUUAAGACAUCAACAAAAAAUCGAGAAACUUGUUAGAAUAUUCAAAUUCAUCUUAAUUUAUUUCAUAACUGUCAACCAUGGAAUUUACAAAAUUUUUAAUGUUGUGUGAGGUUAAAUAGCUGGAUGUGACCUGGUUACAUUUCAAUAAAAACUGGAAAAAUUUGGGUUUAUACACAUUUGUUUUGACAUUCACAUAUAUAUAUAUAUGCAGUUAAUAUCCUUCCUUUAUCUCUUGAUACUGGUAAUUUGCUUAAUAUCUGUUUAAGUAUAUGACAAAGGAACAUGAAUACAUUUGUAAAUGACCAAAAUCUUGAAAGACAAAUAAUUUUUUUUCUGUUUGUCCAGUAUUACUCAAACUAUAGUUACUUGUGCCUUUUCUGUCCAGGUUUGUAUUUUUGACAUGUACAGUACAGCCACACAAAGAGGAGGCUGUGAAAUUUUAUAUAUUUUUUGUGUUGUUCAGGAGGGUUCAUAUUUGAUUGUUUUUUGUUCUAAAGGCCAUUGCUUUAACGCCAGGGUAACCAAGAAUAACACAGUGGAAAUAUUUGAAGGAGCAUCAAAAAAACGUGUCAGAGGAAAUGCACUGAAGAUCUAUUUUUUAUUACAAAAGAUUUUAGAUUAAGAUAUAUCUCUGUACAGGGAAGAGAGCUCUUUAUUUAUUGUUAUUUGAUGAUAAGGAUGAUCAUUGUUUCAAGGUCUUUUUUUGGUUUUGUUUUGUUUUUUACUUUUUUUUAACGGAAAAAAAUGACUUUGUUAUUCAUCUGUGUGUUUUUCAUGAUGCUCUUGUGUCUUGAAUUGGUGAUAAAGAAGCAAGAUGGAGUGGCUGGUGCCGGAGGAUCAAGUGCCCUGCAGAUUUCCCACACAGCAAAAUUUCUAGUCAUUGAGGAAAUAAAAAAAUACACCAAAAGCCCUA